Messenger RNA from Penicillium taxi, 2208 nucleotides. RefSeq lists its product as uncharacterized. Gene Ontology annotation, biological process: glucan catabolic process. The transcript has 4 exons. Gene Ontology annotation, molecular function: beta-glucosidase activity. Lineage: Eukaryota; Fungi; Ascomycota; Eurotiomycetes; Eurotiales; Aspergillaceae. The coding region runs from base 1 to 2208 and encodes 735 amino acids. The record is from RefSeq and is a predicted model, not a curated record.
AUGUAUCAAUUUCUUUUUACGGCUCUCGCAGCCGCCACGGCUGUCAGUGCUUAUGACCUGGCGAGUACCAAUUGGGACACGGCAUAUUCAAAAGCCCAAGCCGCCCUACAAAAGCUCAACCAGACCGAAAAAGUUGGCAUUGUGACAGGUGUGACUUGGGAAGCUGGACCUUGUGUCGGUAAUACAUACGCGCCCAGUUCAAUCAAUUAUCCUUCAUUAUGUCUGCAAGACUCGCCUUUGGGUAUUCGAUUUGUCAACCCGGUAACUGCUUUUCCAGCGGGUGUCAACACAGGCGCGACAUGGGAUCGAACCCUGAUUUAUGAGCGCGGUCACGCAAUUGGAACAGAGGCCAAAGGACUGGGUAUCAACGUGCAGUUAGGACCGGUAGCAGGUCCUCUCGGGAAGAACCCCGAUGGUGGCAGAAAUUGGGAAGGCUUUGCUAUCGACCCCUAUCUGAGUGGAAUUGCCAUGGAGGAGACGAUUCAGGGUAUGCAGGAUGCAGGAGUUCAGGCCUGUGCCAAGCACUGGCUGGGAAAUGAACAGGAGCACAACCGAGAAACAAUGACCUCCAACAUUGGCGAUCGCGCAGCUCAUGAGCUGUACAUCUGGCCGUUCAUGAAUGCUGUCAAGGCGAAUGUCGCAUCGGUCAUGUGCUCUUACAACAAAGUCAACGAGACUUGGGCCUGUGAAAGUGAUGUCGUUCUAAACCAGCUCAUGAAGAACGAGCUCGGCUUCCGGGGUUACAUCAUGAGCGACUGGAAUGCACAGCAUACUACCAUCAACAGCGCUCUUUCAGGAUUGGAUAUGACUAUGCCAGGUAGCGACUUUGCCAGCCCACCUGGCAGCAUCUUCUGGGGUCAACACCUGCUAGAUGUUGUGGCCAAUGGUUCCGUACCUCAAUCGCGUCUGGAUGACAUGGUGACCCGUAUCUUGGCAGGUUGGUAUCUUCUCGGUCAGGAUGAGGGCUAUCCAGAAGUAAAAUUUAGCUCCUGGAAUGGAGGUAAGGCUAGCAUUGAUGUUACGAGCGACCAUUCCAUUAUUGCCCAAACUGUUGCACGCGACUCAAUUGUUCUGUUGAAGAACGAGGACGCUUCCUUACCUCUCAAGGAACCCAAAAGCCUUGCCGUCAUUGGACUGGAUGCCGUCGUUAAUCCUAAUGGACCUAAUGCAUGCAAUGAUCAUGGAUGUGACAACGGAACGUUGGCUAUGGGAUGGGGGAGUGGUACUGCACAGUUCCCGUAUCUUGUCGCUCCUUUGGAAGCGAUUCAAACCGAGGCCCAGAAGUCUGGUACCAAUAUCGUUACAAGUACCACUGAUGACACGACUGCAGCUGCUUCUGCAGCGGCAGCUGCUGAGACAGCCAUAGUCUUUAUCAACUCGGACUCUGGGGAAGGAUACAUCACCGUGGAGGGCAAUGUUGGUGACAGAAACAACCUGGACCCAUGGCACAACGGCAACGAGCUUGUUACAGCUGUUGCAGCUGUGAACCAGAAUGUUAUUGUGGUUCUACAUAGCGGAGGUGCAGUUAUAUUGGAGACAAUUUUGGCACUGCCAUCCGUCAAGGCCAUCGUCUGGGCUGGAAUGCCCGGUCAAGAGAGUGGGAACGCCUUGACUAGUGUAUUGUACGGCACCGUUUCCCCAAGUGGGAAGCUACCUUUUACAAUUGCUAAGCAGCGCAAAGACUACGGAACCGGUUGGGUGGAUGGACAAACCGAUAACUAUGAUGAAGGUCUUUUCGUCGACUACCGCCAUUUCGAUGUGAAUGACAUUACUCCGCGCUACGAGUUCGGAUACGGUCUAUCAUAUACAAGCUUUGAUUAUAGCCCAGUUGUUAUUAAUGUCGCCACUGCGGCUGGUCCAUCUGACGGACCUGUUGUACCAGGAGGACCCGAGAACCUCUUUGAGUCUGUGGGCACUAUCAGCACUGAUAUUCAUAACAGCGGUACCGUUUCUGGUGCUGAGGUUGCUCAACUCUAUAUUGGUCUGCCGGAAUCUGCACCAUGGAGUCCACCCAGACAACUACGUGGAUUUGGGAAACUGGCUUUAGAAUCACAAGUAUCCGGGAAGAUUUCAUUUGACCUCACCCGACGUGAUCUGAGCUACUGGGAUGUACCGACACAGAAAUGGAUCGUCCCUAGCGGGCCCUUCAGGGUCUAUGUUGGCAGUUCUAGUCGAGAUAUCCGCCAAACUGGAACAUUCAACGUCUAA